AGUGGCGCAAGCGUUCCGAGAACGAAUACAAGUCUCCGAUAGAAUCAAGGACGGCUUGACGUACAAGGAUGCAUUCGACGGACGCGAAGCGGUCGACAAGAUCGCGUAUAUCAUCAAGACUACGGACAGAAACCUAGCUCUGCUGCUCGGACGCGCUCUGGACGCGCAGAAGUUCUUUCACGAUGUUACGUACGACCAUCGGUUGCGAGACAAUCCGAACGAGUUGUACCAGUUUCGGACGAAAUUGCCCAGCCCGUUUACCAGUGGCGAACUGGCCAAUAUGGAUGGAAACGCAGCACAAGAGGAUGGUGUGCCGAAUGGGAAAGCUGCAGAACGUAAUGCUGGCGACAAUAGGGACGGCAGCCCUCCUCCUGGAUCCCCGACGACGCCUUACCCCGCUACGCCGCAGACACGACCUGAAGCUGAUACAGACUCUUCCGACGAAGUCGCGCUUCCUUCUGGUGUCUUUACGUUAUUGACAGACUGUUAUUCACCAACGUGUUCGCGUGAUCAGCUUUGCUAUAGUAUAGCAUGUCCAAGGCGAUUAGAGCAGCAAGCUCGACUGAAUAUGAAGCCUCAGCCAGGGCUGAAGAAGCAGAUCAGUAAGGAGUCCCUGGGUGACUUUGUGGAACCUGGGACAUUGUGGAUACAUUCAGUGCCGAAGGAGGUGGUGGACAGCGUUACGGACACGGAGAAGAAACGACAGGAGGCCAUCAACGAGGUAAUCUAUACCGAGCGUGACUUCGUCCGUGAUAUGGAGUAUCUCCGAGACGCGUGGAUCAACCCCUUGAAGCAGUCGGAUGUCAUCCCAGAACACCGCCGUACGGACUUCCUGGAGCAAGUGUUUUGGAACAUACACGAUAUCAUCGCUGUCAACACCCGGCUGCGGGAUGCUCUUAACAAGCGUCAGAAGUCCUACGCGGUUGUGGAACGUAUAGGGGAUAUCCUUCUGGAUGCUGUUCCUCAUUUCGGGCCAUUUGUUUCGUAUGGUGCUCACCAGCUAUACGGGAAGUACGAGUUUGAGAAGGAGAAGAGCUCCAAUCCCGCAUUUGCUGCGUUUGUUGAGCAAACGGAGCGACUGCCGGAGUCUCGCAAGUUGGAGCUCAACGGAUACCUGACGAAACCCACGACACGGCUUGCAAGAUACCCUCUCCUCCUGGAAGCCGUGUUGAAGCACACACCGGAUGACAAUCCUGACAAGACCACACUGCCCCAAGUUAUUGCUCUUGUGAAGGAGUUCUUGAGCAAAGUGAACAUAGAGUCUGGGAAGACCGAGAACCGUUUCAAUCUCCUGCAGUUGGACCAGCAGCUCGUGUUCCGACCGGGCGAGGAAGUGGACUUGAGACUGCGGGAAGAAGGUCGAGAACUUGUUUUCAAAGGCGCGCUGAAGAAGCGUGGUGGUACGCAGGGCGAUGGGGGCGAGCUGCUGGUAUUCUUGUUCGAUCACGCGCUACUAAUGGUGAAGCAGAAGACAAAGCACGAGCAGUACAAAGUAUACCGACGGCCAAUACCACUGGAGCUUCUCUUGGUCUCGGCUGCUGACGACUCGGGAGCGACCGCGAAGCCUCAGGGUAAGGGUAAACAGGGCCUGGCCAAGAAGAACUCCUUCACCAAGAGCGGAUCCAACCUGCCCGCGCUCCCCAUCAAGGUCGAUAGCAAGGGCGGCUAUGCUAUUACUUUCGUGCAUCUGGGACGCAAGUACUAUUCGCAGACGCUCUGGGCUAGUACGUAUGUCAGCCAGCGCAAGUGGGUUGAGCAUAUCGCGAAGCAGCAGGAGAUCAUGCGGGAGCGCAGCUUGGUGUUUGAUACUGUCACGCUGAGUGAAGGCUUUUUUGUUGGACCGAAUAAAGUUAACUGCGCUGCGCCGUUCAACGGUGGGAGGCGUUGUGUGUUUGGCACUGAUGACGGCGUCUACAUGUCCAGUCUCGAGGCCACCCAAGACCCCGUCAAGGUCCUCGCGCUGUUGGAUGUCUCUCAGAUUGAUAUUCUGGAGGAGUUCCAGCUUCUUAUCGUUCUUUCUGAGCGUCAAGUCAUCACGUUCCCCUUGGAAGCGCUGGACCCUAAUGAUCCCAUGGCGGGUUUGAAGCGGGCGAAGAGAAUAUCGUCCCACACAUCAUUCUUCAAAGCCGGCGUGUGCUUAGGAAAGACCCUAGUUUGCGUUGUCAAGGCGAGCCCACUGUCCAGCACAAUCAAGACAUUGGAACCUAUCGAUCAGAAUGUGCGAGGUAGGAGUAAGCCGACUUUCCGGAAGCUCCUGCAAGGCGGGCAUGAUACCCUUCGGGUCUUCAAGGAGUUCUAUAUUCCGGUGGAGUCGAGCUCUAUCCACUUCUUGAAGACGAAGCUAUGUGUUGGCUGCACCAAGGGCUUCGAGAUUGUGGAUCUGGAGAGCUUGGAUACCCAGGGUCUCCUGGAUCCCGCGGAUGAAUCUCUCGAAUUUGUCUUAAAGAGAGAGAACCUCAAGCCAAUGGCCAUCUACCGAAUAGACAACGAAUUCCUCCUGUGCUAUGAUGAAUUCGCUUUCUACGUCAACAAAAAUGGAUGGCGGUCGCGCAAGAACUUCAUGGUGCACUGGGAAGGAGUGCCGACUGGGUUUGCCUUACGCUACCCAUAUGUUCUUGCUUUCGAGCCCACCUUUGUGGAGAUCCGUCAUGUUGAAACUGGUUCCAUGGCCCAGGUCAUCCAGGGGAAUAAUUUGCGAUGCCUUUUCGCUGAUACGCCACCUUCAACCACGAAUACGUCGAGUCAACUCCACUAUAACCCAUACCAGGGGUACGGGUACGAGCCCUAUCCAAACGCCUACGGGAGUCGACAAUCAAUCGGCAGCGCCCAUAGCACGUAUUCGCCCUAUCCGAGCCAGAGGCACCACGCCUUUGGGCGGGACGAGAUACUCAUGGUUUCUGACGACCGAGUCAUGGCUAUCAGGAUGGCGGGGCCGCCCAUAUCCGACAACGCGUCUAUGGUCUCUGUGCCUCGAUGACACAUGUAUGUUCCUCGUGCUUUCUAGGUUUUGUGUAGCGUUUAUUGUUACGUGGUCGAUCAGGCCCUGUUCUAUCAUCUGUUUACAUUUUCUUGUUUGCCUCAUCUUUGUCGCUCUAGCACGCACAUAUAUCCUACAUGCAUCUGUAUCGUUGCACCUGAACAACAUAG
Molecule: messenger RNA, 3147 nt
Organism: Gloeophyllum trabeum ATCC 11539
Lineage: Eukaryota; Fungi; Basidiomycota; Agaricomycetes; Gloeophyllales; Gloeophyllaceae
Product: CNH-domain-containing protein
Exons: 11
Coding region: 281-2977 (898 amino acids)
Molecular function (GO): guanyl-nucleotide exchange factor activity
Source: RefSeq, a predicted model, not a curated record